AUUCAAAACAAACCUGUUGUUGAAGAAAGAGAUAGAAACCGUAUUUCUUUCUAGAUAUUUCUCUUCCAAUUUUCCUAACUCAGAGCCUUAUAAGUUAUAACAUCUCAAUGACGUGAACAACCUUCAUAUUGCGAUUCUCUAACUGAAGAAUCAAUGGAGUGUUUUGGAGCUCCACACAUGACUGCAACAAUGGCGGCCUUUACGAGCCCUAGAUUCAUGAAUUAUAGCAUCAGACGCCAGUUUUCGUUACUCAAACACUGUAGGUUUACGACUUUAUCUUCUCCGUCAUCGUUGUUGAAGAGGAUUAGGUGUAGCGCUAAGAGCGAUAACUGUGUAGCGGUGAAGGAAGGGGUUUCGGAAGCAGAAAAGGAAGAUUAUGUGAAAGCAGGUGGAUCGGAACUGGUUUUUGUUCAAAUGCAACAGAAUAAGUGUAUGGAGACGCAGUCUAGGCUUUCUCAGAAGCUGCCAAGGAUACCGAUAGGAGAGUGUGUACUGGAUUUGGUUGUAAUUGGUUGUGGUCCUGCUGGGCUUGCUCUUGCUGCAGAAUCAGCCAAGCGAGGCUUGAAUGUCGGACUUAUUGGGCCUGAUCUUCCUUUUACAAAUAACUAUGGUGUUUGGGAGGAUGAAUUUAUAGGUCUUGGACUUGAAGGGUGUAUUGAGCAUGUUUGGCGGGAUACUGUUGUAUAUCUUGAUGACAACGAGCCCAUCCUCAUAGGUCGGGCCUAUGGACGAGUUAGUCGUGAUUUACUUCAUGAGGAGUUGCUGAGAAGGUGUGUGGAGUCAGGCGUUUCAUAUCUGAGCUCCAAAGUGGAACGGAUUACUGAAGCUCCAAAUGGCCAGAGUCUCAUUGAGUGCGAAGGCAAUAUCACAAUUCCAUGCAGGCUUGCUACCGUUGCAUCUGGAGCAGCUUCAGGAAAACUUUUGCAAUAUGAGCUUGGUGGUCCCCGUGUUUGUGUUCAAACGGCUUAUGGUGUAGAGGUCGAGGUUGAAAGCAUACCCUAUGAUCCAAGUCUAAUGGUUUUCAUGGAUUAUCGAGACUACACGAAACAUAAAUCUCAAUCAUUAGAAGCACAAUAUCCAACAUUCCUUUAUGUCAUGCCCAUGUCUCCAACUAAAGUAUUCUUCGAGGAAACCUGUUUGGCUUCAAAAGAAGCCAUGCCUUUCGAGUUAUUGAAGACAAAGCUCAUGUCAAGAUUAAAGACAAUGGGGAUCCGAAUAACCAAAACUUAUGAAGAGGAAUGGUCGUAUAUUCCAGUAGGCGGAUCGUUACCGAACACAGAGCAAAAGAACCUUGCAUUUGGUGCUGCUGCUAGUAUGGUGCAUCCAGCCACAGGAUAUUCGGUUGUAAGAUCACUGUCAGAAGCUCCUAAUUAUGCAGCGGUAAUUGCAAAGAUUUUAGGACAAGGAAAUUCAAAACAAAUGGUUGAUCUUGGAAGAUACACAACCAACAUCUCAAAGCAAGCUUGGGAAACACUCUGGCCACUAGAAAGGAAAAGACAGAGAGCAUUCUUUCUCUUUGGAUUAGCGCUGAUUGUCCAGAUGGAUAUUGAGGGAACCCGUACAUUCUUCCGGACUUUCUUCCGAUUGCCCACUUGGAUGUGGUGGGGGUUUCUUGGAUCUUCGCUAUCCUCAACCGACCUAAUAGUAUUUGCGUUUUACAUGUUUAUCAUAGCACCACAUAGCCUGAGAAUGGGUCUAGUUAGGCAUUUGCUUUCUGACCCGACAGGAGCAACUAUGGUAAAAGCAUAUCUCACGAUAUAAAUCACUCUAGUCGCAAUCGGUUUAGAUUAUUUGUAGGCACAUCUUGCAUAUAUAUAUAUGUAUAAGCCUUAUGUGUGUUGUAUCCUUACAUCAACACAAUCAUUACUUAUGUUUCUUGGAGCAAUGUUAAUGAAGUAUGUUCUUGUAUCA
Helianthus annuus (common sunflower) is the source of this 1911-nucleotide messenger RNA. Its product is annotated as lycopene epsilon cyclase, chloroplastic. The coding region runs from base 154 to 1761 and encodes 535 amino acids. The transcript has 11 exons. NCBI's taxonomy places the organism in Eukaryota, Viridiplantae, Streptophyta, Magnoliopsida, Asterales, Asteraceae. The record is from RefSeq and is a predicted model, not a curated record. Gene Ontology annotation, biological process: carotenoid biosynthetic process. Gene Ontology annotation, molecular function: oxidoreductase activity, acting on paired donors, with incorporation or reduction of molecular oxygen.